GCUUGCACCUUCUUAAAUAAAUUAUUCGAAGAAAAUAAAAAACUAGAUCAUCAUUGUAAAUAUAUUAGUGAUUAUAACAAAAUUAAAAUUAAAAUAUACACACACUCAUCAAAGGAUGUUACAGAAAAAGAUAUACAACUAGCUCAAAUUAUAGAUGACAUAUUAAAAUGUCAUAAUCAUCAAAUCAUUGACAAAAAUCAAAAAUGA
Molecule: messenger RNA, 207 nt
Organism: Plasmodium reichenowi
Lineage: Eukaryota; Apicomplexa; Aconoidasida; Haemosporida; Plasmodiidae
Product: pterin-4a-carbinolamine dehydratase
Exons: 1
Biological process (GO): tetrahydrobiopterin biosynthetic process
Molecular function (GO): 4-alpha-hydroxytetrahydrobiopterin dehydratase activity
Source: RefSeq, a predicted model, not a curated record